AUGAACACGGACAAUGUACGACAGACAAACAAUGCUACAAACACAGACAAUGAACGAGAGACAUACAAGACUAUGAACACGGACAAUGUUCGACAGAAAAACAAUGCUACAAACACAGACAAUGAACGAGAGACAAGCAAGACUACAAACACAGCCAAUGAACGAGAGACAAGCACGGCUACAAACACAGACAAUGAACGAGAGACAUGCAAGACUAUGAACACGGACAUUGUUCGACAGAAAAACAAUGCUACAAACACAGACAAUGAACGAGAGACAUGCACGACUAUGAACACGGACAAUGUUCGACAGAAAAACAAUGCUACAAACACAGACAAUGAACGAGAGACAUGCAAGACUAUGGACACGGACAAUGUACGACAGACAAACAAUGCUACAAACCCAGACAAUGAACGAGAGACAUGCAUGACUAUGAACACGGACAAUGUUCGACAGAAAAACAAUGCUACAAACACAGACAAUGAACGAGAGACAUGCAAGACUAUGAACACGGACAAUGUUCGACAGAAAAACAAUGCUACAAACACAGACAAUGAACGAGAGACAUGCAAGACUAUGAACACGGACAAUGUUCGACAGACAAACAAUGCUACAAACACAGACAAUGAACGAGAGACAUGCACGACUAUGAACACGGACAAUGUACGACAGACAAACAAUGCUACAAACACAGACAAUGUACGACAGACAAACAAUGCUUCAAACACAGACAAUGAACGAGAACCAUGCAAGACUAUUGACACGGACAAUGUACGACAGAAAAACAAUGCUACAAACACAGACAGUGAACGAGAACCAUGCAAGACUGUGAACACGGACAAUGUACGACAUACAACCAAUGCUACAAACACAGACAAUAAACGAGAGACAUGCACGACUAUGAACAAGGACAAUGUAAGACAGACAAACAAUGCUUCAAACACAGACAAUGAACGAGAAACAUACAAUUGUACAAACACGGGCAAUGAAUGA
Messenger RNA from Mya arenaria, 993 nucleotides. RefSeq lists its product as uncharacterized. NCBI's taxonomy places the organism in Eukaryota, Metazoa, Mollusca, Bivalvia, Myida, Myidae. The record is from RefSeq and is a predicted model, not a curated record. Bases 1 to 993 code for a protein of 330 amino acids. The transcript has a single exon.